Messenger RNA from Trichoplusia ni (cabbage looper), 2593 nucleotides. RefSeq lists its product as uncharacterized. The transcript is spliced from 11 exons. NCBI's taxonomy places the organism in Eukaryota, Metazoa, Arthropoda, Insecta, Lepidoptera, Noctuidae. The coding region runs from base 666 to 1793 and encodes 375 amino acids. The record is from RefSeq and is a predicted model, not a curated record.
UCUGUACUCGUCUUCAUUCGUCAAGGUAAUUUUGUUUCUCGAAGAUCAAAAGAUUUAGUAUUUACUUGUUAAAUAUAUAAUCAAAUAGUUUAGUUAAGAUUAUUUUCCGCUCUCGGUAGAUGUUUGUCUUAGAAGUUAAUUUUAAAUGAUUUAUAUUGGAAAAUGGUACGUGAAUAGUAAAUUGAUAAAUCGUUUCUGCUGAAUAUGAAAAGUGUUUUUAAUGUUAAGGGUAUCAAAGAGAAUUCUAUCCGAAUGUUCAUCGAGGUAUACACUUGUACAGUUACGUCGUGUUGAACAAAAUCAAUUUAUAAAGUCGAUGUCCUGCCGCCUUGUUAGCCAGUCUCGGAUGUACAGCGGCCCGCCGCGCCAUUCAAAACCUCGCCACCGAUGCGACACUACCGUUCUCAAAAUUUCGAAAAAAUCGAUUUUGGUCCCCGCCAUUGCCAUUCAAUACACGCGUAGUGCCUAGGCCGUCCGUCGAGACGCGCCACUGACACAUUUCUGCGGUUUCGCGCGCCGUUUGAAUUUAGAAUAGAUUUUCAUUUGUUUUUUUUUUACGAUUCUGUGUUUUUGACAAUACUUGUGUCAGUACCACGUGCAACACGAUCGGGAUUAUUGUGAUUUUGAAGGCUGAGUGAUUUGUUUCCUUGGAGUUUUUUGACGAGAUGGAGUUAAGAAGGCAUAGAUCGGGUGGGACGUCAUUUCUCACAUUCUGGAUAUUCCUACUGCAGAUGUUAGGCAGUGCACGUCGAGGAGCCGAGGGACACGGAAGAUUGAUGGACCCACCAGCUCGCAACUCCAUGUGGAGGUUCGGUUUCCCCAACCCCGUCAACUAUAACGACAACGAGCUCUUCUGCGGAGGUUAUGCAGUUCAGUGGGAACAGAACAAUGGCAGAUGUGGGGUAUGUGGUGACGCGCACCACAUCCCAGAGCCGCGACCUCAUGAAGCUGGUGGUAUGUACGGCAAAGGUAUCGUCACCAGGCAUUACAGCGUCGGACAGGAAAUUGAAGUGGAAGUGGAGUUGACAGCGAACCAUCUCGGAACUUUCGUCAUGAAGCUGUGUCCCAACAAUAAUCCGAAACAAGAAGCCACCCAGGACUGCUUUGACAGAUUCCCUUUGUACAUAUCAGAGACGAGAGAAGACAGGUUUCUUAUUCCCCUGGACACUGCUAAGAAAGAAAUCUUCAGGUAUAGAGUGCGGUUGCCGCCUUACGUGACAUGCACGCAGUGUGUUUUGCAAUGGACUUAUUAUACCGGAAAUAUGUGGGGAAUAUGUGCCAACGGCACUGAAGCGGUUGGCUGCGGUCGCUCAGAAACCUUUAGGAACUGCGCUGACGUCAGCGUUGUAACCAGCACUGGUGGUCUACCGCCCAUCUUCGCCGGAGACCUCAGGAGGGACUAUCCCUUCCUCUUAUACUACAGGGACCUUAACAUGCCCAGAAACGUAUACCCUCUUGUCGUCAGCGGAAAACUGAAGGAUAUCCGAAAGGAAUCAUACGUAAUUAGCAACGAUAUUGAUACAGAAUCAGUGGAGGAAAUUGUUCCACCAAUUAUUAGAGACCAAGUUUGUGUGCCGACUAAGACGUACAGAAGACUCCCUGGUAUGCUGAGCUGGUGCCAGACCAACUGUCUGCGGUACCCGCCUAACUGUCCUGAAGAUUUGUGUACUUGUCCACAAACGUGCGAUGCUGUCGGAGAGCUGGAAGGCCGUGAGGGAGCCGACGUGUACUGUAUGGAUCAGUGCAUCGUGUACCCACCACACUGUCCAGCUGAACGGUGCCAGUGUUACUAGGGCUCUAAAGUCACAGAAAUAAUAAUGCUUCUUUUAAAAUUUAAAUAUUUUGUUUUUUUUUGGGGUAGGAUAAUAAAAAAGAAUGCAACUUGAUCGACCACUAUAUCUUUAUAUGUGGAGUUUCGCAGAAAAGUAAUUAGUUAGAAGUUGGUAAAACAAGUUUUAGACAAAAUUAAUUUAAAAUACAAGAUUAAAGAAAAAAAAAAUAGUUUAGCAUCCUUUUUGAUAUAAAACUUUUAGUUUGUAUGCUGUCAGAUUUUGUAUUUUUUUUUACUAUAAGUAAGGUGUGCGUUUCAACAUUAUAUAAAAAGCAUAAUCCCACACUUGUCAGAACGGUUUUGACAGCUGAGUGAUUACUAGAAUGUAUCAAUUACCUACUGCCACAAUACUUGCAGUGUUGGGUAGCUAGAUGCCUGGAGUAAUUAGCAAAAGAAGAAAGCAAAAUUUAUAACCGAUUCGAUCAAAGUGGAUUUCGAGUGUCAUAUUAAUUUCAUUUUUUUGCAUACAUUUAUAAAUAGCUUAUAAUGUUAUGUAUACAAGUAUAAGUACUUCCUUCCUUUAUGUACUUAAAUGUAUAUACAUUGAUUAAAUAUGAUAUUGUACAGUUUAGGAUAUUAUGUAACUUUUGUCAUAGUAGGUAGGUAGUUACAUCAUAAAAACAGGAUUACAAUAAAAUUGCCAUAUUACUUGAAUAUAUUGUCUGUGCCAGAAAUAAUAAUAAGUACCUUCAUAGUUAUUUAGAAUACCAUUUGUUUUUAGCUUAAUUUUUUUGUACAAUAAAGCGCUCGUAAGUGAAAAUU